Oreochromis aureus is the source of this 2840-nucleotide messenger RNA. RefSeq lists its product as uncharacterized. The transcript has 3 exons. Bases 747 to 2432 code for a protein of 561 amino acids. Lineage: Eukaryota; Metazoa; Chordata; Actinopteri; Cichliformes; Cichlidae. The record is from RefSeq and is a predicted model, not a curated record.
UAGGAGGGCAAAUGUGCAAGCCAUGUAAGGGAGUGUGUUCAGAUUUCAAGAAUCGCUGCACUCUGGGUGAGACAAUGACCCGUGAAACUGUCGCUAUCCGGAUUUAGCUCUAAUAAGGAGUUCAUGAACAAACCCUGCUAUAUUUACAGUUCACUUUCUCUCGUUUAUCUGGACUUUUAGGUGUGAAAUUCUUCUUGAUCUGGAAGCAAUUCAAAGCAAAUAUUUGAUCUGAUAGAGAGUCAGCACUUUAAGAAAGGCGCUUUACCUAACAAGAGUUUGUCAAUCGAAUAACCUUGCACAGAGACCAUUGUUUGGGUAUGCAGACAUACUGGUAAUUGACAGCUCUGAAUAGGUGUGGGCUUUCCUUGUGUACUUAACAGAAAUGGGAGUUAAAGGUGUAACCAUAGAGAGUAUGAGAGGGAGGGGUGAAGUGGAGGUACAGCCAGAGGGAGAGUCAUAGAGGGUGGAACUGACAGAGGGGGGCGAGGCUGUCAGGAAAAGGGAAAUGAAGGAGUAAGCAAGAUUGUGCCUGCAAACACAGACUCACUCUCACAGAGUGCAGCUAACAUUAUCAGCGGACAGACAUGGUUGCAGAGAAACUGGAGGAGGAAACAAGGAGCGAGUGAGGAAAACAACAAGCCAUCAGCAGCCAACCUUGGCCACAUUAUCUUUCUCAUCUAUAUACGGAAAUCACUGGGUAAUUUAUAAGCCUCUCCCUCUCACUCUGUAAGUGUGUGUGUGUGUGUAUGAGAGAGGAGGGGGGAUCUGCUAAGCUCACCACCAUCAUGCUGUGUCCUGCUGCUGUCAGUGCAGCUGCUGCGGCUGUCUGCCUGCUGGCAGUGUUGGGCCUAGGCCUGUCUCUCCCAGCUGAGGACAACUCGGAGGCAGACUUCACCCUCUGCAGCAACUGCUUCUACAGACAGACGCCUCCUCAGGGAUCCUCUGCAGGGCCGCUGCUGCGCCCACGCUGCCACAGGCUGCCGGGAGGGCAGGCGUUUGCCACUCUGUCCAGACCGACCUGUGACACAGCUGUCUACUCUGCCUUCCAUCUCGGCCAGGGAUGGACUGAGAGGGAGGGAGAGGAGGGGAGAGAACCUGUGACGGAGCAGGAAGAAGACAUUAAAGUGGCAGCACCAGCUCUUCUCAGAGGAGGUGCGGAUCCAUCUCAUUCUGUUUCGCCCACAGACUCCCCUUUUCACCACUGGGAUUCAACAGUCACAACACUGGUCCAGUCAAGCGUGUCUCCCCAGUGCAGCACUGUAGGGGGUGAUCUCUACAUCCUGACUGGAGUGGGAGGACUCGGGGCUGCUGAAGAUGGAGACGAGGAGUGUCAGACGAAGCUGCUGUGGUCUGCGGCGUGCUGUGCUGUCCCGCAGGGGAAGGGUGGCUUCAGCGUUGGGUUAAUCAGAGAGACGGAGGAAGGGGUGAGGCAAGUGAGCGUGAAGGAGCUGGAAGACAUGCUAGGAUUGGCAGAAAUGUUCUCUGAAGGCUGCGGAGGAGGAGAUGGGAAAAGUGUUGAAGUCAGAGUUGGUCUCCACAGUGAGGGACUUCCUGGAAAUACAGAAGCAGUCGCUGCUGUUGAGGAGACAACAGACACAGAAAGCCGAGAGGCGUCGAUAACUAAAGAACAGGCAGCUAAUUCUCAGUCAGGGAAAGCUGACGGUGCUGACGCCACGCAGGAGACUUCAGCAGAUGCAGCAACUUCUGAGAGCGGCGGUGAUGAACAGGGUGAUGUGACACGCUCAGGAGCUGUCAGGUCAGACUCAGACUCCUCAGCUGAACAUGAAACUGCUGAAGAGACGGACACAAACUCCACCAGCACUCUGGUCUCCAUCCUCUCCAUCACCUUCUCCAUCUUCAAAUUUCCUUUGCGUCCUGUAUUCUCUACAAUCACACAACUACCUGAACAGGUCACCUAUGUUCUCCAGGAAGACCUCGGAGUUCUCUCUACCCUGCCUGGAGAGACCUUCACCCUGCUCCAUCUACUGACCUCUGACCUCCUCUCCUGGAUGGGCACAGCAGGAGAAAUGCUGCUAGGUAUUGGGGAGACCUGCUUCUGUAGUGUUUAUUACUGCACCUCCUCUAUGAUGGGGGAACUGCUGAGCAGCUGCCACAUUGGGGUCACUGGUCUGGGCACCCUGGCUGGAGACACGGUGGGGGUAUUUGGUGAUGCUUUGGAUAAUGCUUGGUUGGUGACCAAGUUCUUUGGAGGGCGGCUGUGGGAGCAGAGUGAGGGUUAUAUGGGAACAGUGAUGUCAGAGAUGGGAGGUCAAGCACAAGCUGUAGGAGGUGGUUUUGGGAGACUUGUAUGGAGAAGUGGGAAGGGAGUGAUCAAUGUGUUCAGGCUGGGUGGAGGGGUUAUAUUUGGAAUGGUUGAUGUUGUCUUUGGGGGUGUAAGAGAGGCCUUUGGGCAGGAGUCGAAUGAAGAAUGAAAGAAAAAAAAGACUCAAGAUAACACCUUUAAUAAACUUUUUUUUUCCUGAAGUUUCAGUUUUGGUUUGUAAAUUUCUUCCAGAUAUGAAAGUGUGAAAAACUAAUUAAAGAUGUCAUUUGAUAUGCCUUAGUUGUUACAGAUGGUUUGCUGGAUUUAUUUUUGAAGUAAAAUAGUGAUGGAGUAAAUUUCACUGCAUUUCUUACACUGUAGGUCUUACAAUUCACUGUGGAAAACUGGCUGCCCAAAUAGUCUGCUGUACUUGAGAGCUUAACCAACUGUGAUUUGAAUAACACUGUGCACACUCUGCUAUUGGAUGUAAUUACUCAUGACAACAUGUGUGAUAACUGUCACAUCUGUCAAUCUGAAUAAAAGAGUAUGCUGGGUUACCAACAUGACAUGCACCAUU